AUGGUGCUAAGAGUGGCGAGAAUCACUGAAGAUGCCGGUGAAGCGUCUGGGAGUGUACCACGUCCACGGUCCGACUAUGGAAAUGAUCAUGCAUGCAUUGGACUCCGGAAU
Molecule: messenger RNA, 111 nt
Organism: Protopolystoma xenopodis
Lineage: Eukaryota; Metazoa; Platyhelminthes; Monogenea; Polystomatidea; Polystomatidae
Source: the annotation of a GenBank genome assembly